UCCGGCCCGCUCAUUCCGUGCGCCUUUCUCCUCCCUCCUUCUUCCCCGCCCCCGUCACCCCUCCAGCCACCAUGUUGACGCGCCUCUUCAGCGAACCCAGCUUGAUCCCAGAAGUUCAGAAAUUCUCCAGCUGGGCGGACGAUUGUGAAGAGGAUGAUUCGAGCGACAAAGAGGAGCAGAAAAGUAAAAGCUGCCCUCUUCAGGAGGACGACUCGGAAGUAAAAGAGGAGAACGACCUGGGCGCUGAUGAAGAGGAGGAGGAGGAGGAGGAGGAAGGCAUCGAGGAAGCGGAAGGCGAUCGACCUAAGAAACGGGGCCCCAAAAAAAGGAAAAUGACCAAGGCCAGGCUAGAGCGCUCCAAGAUGCGACGCCAAAAGGCCAACGCCCGGGAACGCAACCGGAUGCACGACCUUAACGCUGCCUUGGACAAUCUCCGCAAGGUCGUGCCUUGCUACUCCAAAACGCAGAAAUUGUCGAAGAUCGAAACCUUGCGGCUGGCCAAGAAUUACAUCUGGGCCCUGUCGGAAAUCCUGCGCUCGGGUAAGAGGCCGGAUCUGGUCUCCUACGUGCAGACUUUGUGCAAAGGUUUGUCCCAGCCGACCACUAACUUAGUGGCCGGCUGCCUCCAGCUCAACUCAAGGAAUUUCCUUACUGAGCAAGGCCAGGAGGCCGGGAGAUACCACGGGCCCAACUCCAGCUUUGCCAUGCAUCCCUACACCUACCAGUGCUCGCGGAUCUCCAGCGCUCAGUGCGCUUCCAGCACCAUGGCUAGCUCCCACGCCUUGCGGACGCACGCUUACUGUGCCACCUACGAGUCCCUCUAUGGGAACGCCUCGCCAGAUUACAAUAGCUCGGAAUACGACGGGCCCCUGAGCCCUCCUUUGUGCGUGAACGGGAAUUUUUCCCUCAAGCAGGAUUCUUCCCCCGACCACGAGAAAAAUUACCAUUAUUCUAUGCACUACUCCGCCCUCCCCAGUUCUCGCCCUUCCGGGCACAAUUUAGUGUUCGGAUCUUCGGGAAUGCGCAGUGGCGUCCACUCUGAGAAUGUUUUGCCUUACGAGAUGCACCUCCAUCAUGACCGAGGUCCGAUGUAUGAGGAGCUCAAUGCUUUUUUCCAUAACUAGCUCCUUUCCCCCUGUUCCCAGAGGCGCCUUGGGAGUCGCGUUCUCCUACCGGUUUCACGAGUAACCGUGACAACUUGUAGAUUUCCAGUGUACUGGACUGGGAAAGGGAGGGGGUAUUUGGGUGGUAUAAACUAAACAGAAAGAGAGAGAAUGGGGAGGAGGAGGGAAGAGAGAGAAAUAAAUAGAUCCUCGGCCUUCUUUGAUAUUCCCCUGUACUUCGUCCCGAGGGCUGCAAUUUUUUAAAAAUUCAACUGUGAACCACUUUUAUCGUAACAUUAAUAAAAAAAAUCGGAAGGGCGGGAGGAUAGAAUAAUAAUCAUUCCUAUUCGUGAACUAAUUGAGCUGAACCUUCUUGUUUUGGAGCGAGGGGGAGGGCGUGAGGGAACCUGACCCAACAGCCCCUGAUCUGAGGCAGCGGGUUUCAAUCCUUCCCAAUCCCGUUGAAUUCAAUGGGUCGCUUUGGUUUUCAGUCACUGGCUUCGAUUUAAAUGGAAAGUCGGUGGAGUUUUUUCGCGCCUUGGUUUCCGCGGGACUCCAAUCCCGAUUGGGAAUCAGAUUAUAACCAGAAUCUGCGACUUCCCUGCCCCCACUAAGUACUAUGAAAAAAAUCUGGUGCAAUAUAUAUGCUAGCAUAAUUUUAUAUUUAAAAACAAACGAAAGGACUCUAUAGCUAAUAGACUGUUUAGUUGAGAUUUUGCCCACCCGAAAACAAAGUUUUAAAUCCACCUUAUUAGGAGAGACAACCACAUUUUUCAAAAUUAAAGAGGAGAGUAUCAAAGUUUCACCCCAUCCUAAUGGAUUGUCUAUGAUAAAUUAUGCCUUAUAAUUAAAAAAUCUCCUAAAGUUCAAUAUGGCUUUAGAACAAAACAGUUUAUAAAAGGCAGGUGAUGGGAUGAAGGUUUCCAUCUUCCCAGUAGCUGAAUCAAAAAAUCCCCGAAAAAGGUAUCUAUGCCAUCUGCAAACCUUUACAUAUUUAUCUGGGAAUUAGUCUUAUUAGGCUUAAUGGGGCUUACUUCAGUAUAAAUAUGUAUCAGCUUGCACAAAAUUAAGCUGUUAAAAUAUUUGCAAACUUUAAAUCAAACUUUCAAUGCAGUGAGAACUUGACAAAGCAAUAAACGGGCAAACAGAUGAAAAAUAUAUUCUAUCUCUAUCUAUGCAAGUAGGUAUUGAAACUAGAAAAAGAAAUAAAAGAAAGGGAAAGAGAAAAGAAAAAACUAAAACAACAACAAAAAGAAUCCAUAUGAAAUAUUAGAAAUAUGGACCAACAAACUCGCUGAGAUUUAAAAUUGUGCACUUUUUGAUUUGGGGGAAACGGACCCGUGGAAAGUUUCCCUGGUAUUUAACAAUCACUGACU
This is a messenger RNA of Thamnophis sirtalis, 2479 nucleotides long. RefSeq names its product neuronal differentiation 2 (gene NEUROD2). Gene Ontology annotation, molecular function: E-box binding; DNA-binding transcription factor activity, RNA polymerase II-specific; protein dimerization activity. NCBI's taxonomy places the organism in Eukaryota, Metazoa, Chordata, Lepidosauria, Squamata, Natricidae. Gene Ontology annotation, cellular component: nucleus. The record is from RefSeq and is a predicted model, not a curated record. Gene Ontology annotation, biological process: sensory organ development; axon development; positive regulation of transcription by RNA polymerase II.